This is a messenger RNA of Phragmites australis (common reed), 1130 nucleotides long. RefSeq lists its product as uncharacterized. Bases 144 to 869 code for a protein of 241 amino acids. The transcript has 5 exons. The record is from RefSeq and is a predicted model, not a curated record. Lineage: Eukaryota; Viridiplantae; Streptophyta; Magnoliopsida; Poales; Poaceae.
GACGCAACGGCCACACCACAUGCUGCCGAUGGAACGGAUGAUGGCGUCCGCACGCACGCCGUCGCGCGGCAUAAAAAUAUCGCAAGCUGCAGCCUGGAAGUUGCCCCUCUUGCGCGCGCUGGCCUCCCCGAUUCCUGGUGCAGAUGCAGUGCGCCGAGGCCGGCGCCUUGGGCCUUCCCCCCGCGCGCGCUUAUAAGCAGCGCCCAUACACCAGCGCUCGCUUAUCAGCUCCAGCUCGCAGCAAGCCGGGGGGCGGGGGGCUCGGUUGGUUCUUCGAACGUUGGCCGAUGGCUGGCGGCGGAGGCAAGAACGGCGGGAGCCUGUACGCGGCGCUCGGCGUCCCCAGCGACUGCUCCGACGCCGAGCUGCGCAGCGCCUACCGCAAGCUCGCCAUGAAAUGGCACCCGGACAAGUGCGCCUCCGCGGGGAGCUCCGCCGGCGGCGCGGAGGCGGCCAAGGCGAGGUUUCAGAAGAUCCAGGGAGCAUACGCCGUCGCAGGCCGCCGGGGAGAUCCUCGGAGAUAUUCUGGAGGCCAUGAACCAACCUGGCCCUGCCGAGAACGGCAAGGCGGAGAGCCUGGAGGAUCUGCAGCGGCAGUUCGAGGAGCUGUUCCUGAGGCCGCCGUCGUCGUUCCGCUCACUGGACGAUGCUGGGAAGUCGGCGUCGAAGAGAAGGGCUGGAAGAAAGUAGAACGUGGAGAUGACGGCAUGACGCAACAUGUUUAUUACAGUACAUCCAUUUCGCCCGUGCCCGUAUCGCGUGCGACUGAUCGAGAGAAGUUACCUGCGUGUGGAGGCUGUGACCUGACCCCAAUAACCGCCGUGGCAUCCUGCGUAGCACAUGAACAAUACUAUGAUAGGUGUUUAUAACUAGAUGUUAAAAAAAAUAUAAUGGUAAGUAUCUAUAUAAAAAUUAUAUUUUUCAAUGCAAACAAAUACUUUAGUGUUUAAAUAUAGUUAAUUAUUUUAUUAUCACUAAUAUAAGCAGCAGCGAUAUUUAAGUAAAUACCUUGCUAUCUGUAUAAAAGCAGUUGAGAAAGUUUUUUUUAUAAGUAGCUCCUCUAAACACUUUAUUAUACAUGCUCUAAGUGGCCGUGAUUUCGUAGCUAGAAAUUGGGCCAGAAUAGUUGG